AGACCAAACUAGAAGAAGAUUCCAGCUUCAAGUUAUUAUUUUAGGUUAAGGAAUAUCAAAUAGUAUAUAUUAUUUGUUUUUAAUUUGCGAAAUGGAAGUCGAUAUAGAUAUAGAUGAUAUAAAUUUUGGUGAUAAAAUUAAGGAAUUUUUAGAACACAAGUUAAACGAAAUAAAGAAUAUUAAUCUUUCGAGAGAAGAGAAAAUUAAAGAAAGAAAACAGUAUUUAAAGGAAAUACUACAAGUAAAUGGAAAUUCUGAGAAAAUACCAUGUUUAAUUACAGUGAAUUGGAAAAAAUAUUUUAAUAAUAAAUUUGUGAUAUGUUAUAGUGUUUACGGAAACGAUAAAACAUCGUUGGGGAAAUUUGAAUUGUUUUUAAAUACAUCGCUAACAUCGAAUUACAAAUAUUUGUUUUACUCGAAACGCGGUGUUUCAUGUAAGAAUGAAAUAAAAUGCGAAAAGAUAACUGACGAUUUGGAAAAAAUAAAUUUCGUAUUCUCAUCAUCAUCGGAAACAUACCUCGUUGUUGUAAUCGAUGAUAUUAAUUUUUUGGAUAACCUCGUAUAUGAUAUUAUCGGAAAAUUGUUAAUUUCCAACGGAAAUAAAGAUGUUUUGAUCGAUUUACCGGAAGUGAAAAUAUCGCCUGAGGAUUAUACGUCCAAUGAAGUGAGUGAUGUGUCAUUAACAACCGGCAAAUUGGAUAAUAUUUUAGCAGUACUGUCUACAACAGAAAAAAUAGAAUUGAUGUUAUUUUUUCCGGAAAAUUGGAACGUCAAUUUAGACAGUACUUUCGAAAUCCAUUGUUCGUUGACGAAACUACAAUUACGUUGUAAUUGUAAAUCGUAUUUCGCGGCUAAUCGUUUAUCGCAAGCUUUCGUUAAUACAAUUUUAGAAUUACAUUCGAUUCGAACAGUCGAAGAAAUGUCCGCCGUCGUUCAUUUCAUUUCGAAUGAUGGUAUGUUGUCAUUUUUACAUCACGUUCAUAAACAGAUACCAGGUUUAACGAUAAUUCCGAUGAUAUUUUAUCGACAUUAUAAAAUAAGGGAUUGUAAUGUUGAACGUAGAUCGGAAAUUUUGCGACGUUUCCAAAAUAGCGUAAACCGGGAAAUAGAACUCCUAGAAUCACUUGGGGGUAAUUCAAAAAGUGCAGCUAAAUACAGAUCGAAACUUAUAAAUACGGAAAAAGAAACUGAUAUUUUAUAUUUAAAAUUGUGUCAAAUAAAUAAUUAUUAAA
Diorhabda sublineata is the source of this 1232-nucleotide messenger RNA. RefSeq lists its product as uncharacterized. Lineage: Eukaryota; Metazoa; Arthropoda; Insecta; Coleoptera; Chrysomelidae. The record is from RefSeq and is a predicted model, not a curated record. The coding region runs from base 92 to 1231 and encodes 379 amino acids. The transcript has 4 exons.